Aureobasidium melanogenum CBS 110374 is the source of this 228-nucleotide messenger RNA. RefSeq lists its product as uncharacterized. The record is from RefSeq and is a predicted model, not a curated record. Bases 1 to 228 code for a protein of 75 amino acids. NCBI's taxonomy places the organism in Eukaryota, Fungi, Ascomycota, Dothideomycetes, Dothideales, Saccotheciaceae. The transcript has 2 exons.
AUGCCUGACGAGAUAUAUCCCGGCACCAACUCCUCGAGCUUCCGUCGUCAAACUACGUACUUUGAGCUCUUGAACAGCUCCAAGCUACGUAAGAAGGACAAAUACACCGCUCGUUCCUUCAUCGUCAUUUUACGUAGUUUGAGGUCGCUGGACGACCCGAAACUACGUAAGAGGUACCAAUUCAUGCCUGUUACUGUUCACCGAUUCGAGAAUCAUACAUCCACCUAG